GUCGAGCACGACAAGCAGCCAAGGAUGUGGACUGGGACCGCAUUGAGAGAGACGACGGUGCAGCUGAGCUACUGCGACACAUUCGCGCCAAGCUCGGUGCUCAGCCCAUCCAGGAUGCAGGCAAAUAUCUGGCCAGAUGGAUCUUCGAUCUUCGUCGAGACACUGGAGAGCCAAUGCCGAGCUACAUCAGCAGAGACGAUGAGGCCUACCACGACGUGGUCAAGGGUUUCGACACCGAGUAUUUCAAGAAGCAGCGCACGGCUCGGCUGUCGGCAAGGUCAAAAGAAUGGAACGCCCUCUACUCGGAGCUCAACUGGUUCCUGUACAAGAUCGAGCAGGAGGGCCCGGAGGACGCCGCCGACAAGGCCAAGGAGUUGAACCACCAGCUCUGGAGCUUCAUCCGGACAGGUCUUGAGGAGAUCCCCGAGCAUCCCGAUUUCGGAACCGACUUCAAACAGGCGAUUCCCCUUGACCAGCUGCGCGGAUGGCUACUGCUGCAGAGAUCAAGACUUUCCCCGACGGAGCGUGCGGCAGUUAUCAGCGCAGUCAAAGGCAACUUCGACUACGACAGCAUCGGCGAGCAGCUAAGAGUAUCUUGGCCAGAUGACGAGCUGACGAAUAGAGAUAAGAAGCACGGCAAGGACAACCAUCGCCAUCGCGAGCGAGGUCGGAUCCACGCCGGCUGGGAGGAGAACAGCGAGGACGACGACGACUACAGCUACUACGAUGGCGACCAGUCGGAGGCCACCUAUGAGGAUGCGGACGGCGACGAGGACGAAGGAGAUCCCGAGGAGCCGCUCUACAGCGCCCAGGAGAUCGAGGAGGCCGAGACCGCGUUCGCCGCCCAGCAGCGCAGUUUCGAAGACGCGGAGGACAGCGCAAGCUCCAGGGACCUCGAGCUGGAUCCCGAGGCUCUGGAUCAUCGAAAGGACGAGGCCGAGGGAGCGGACAACGACGUGAUGUACCACCCCGACGUGAUGGAGAUCGCUCCCAGGGCCGGUUUCGGAGCCUACGUGUUCUUCGGCGCCGAGCAGGACGCCGAGAUGGAGGCGAAUCUCAUCAGGAACGAGACCUCGCGCCUGGAGCUGGAGACGACGCUCAACAAUAAGCCAGUGAUCAAGAAUCGACCGAAGCUUCCGAAGAAACAGCUCGAGAAGACGAAGUACCUAGAGGUGGAGAAAUCCAUCGAGAGGCAGGAGCAAGUCCAUCAUGUGAAGCUACCGAGCUGGCCAACCCUGGAGAAGCUAGACGACUGGAUCCUCAUGAGUGUGAAGCAGAGCUCCUCCAAGGGCUUCGGUAUUCUGGACAUCGGCGCGACCUCCAGCAUCAUGGGCAUCGAGGCUGCCGAGAACCUACGCGAUAUCAUCUAUGAGCAGACGGGCAAGAACAUCAAGAUGGACGUUAGCCAGAAGAGUACCUUUAUCUUUGGAGAUGGCAACGCCAAGACCUGCACCGGCAAGGCAACCUUUCCUCUGAGGAUCGCAGGUGUGGACGGCGAGCUCGAGAUAAACAUCCUCGACGCAGAUGCCCCGCUCUUGAUCGGAGUGGAUGUUUUGAGCCGCCUAGGAGCUGUGAUCGACUGCGAGGCACAUUCUGUCUACUUCAAGAAGCUCGGGCGCCGAGCUGAACUGCUCGUCCUUCCGAGCGGCCUCAUGUACAUCAUCAUCAUUUACGAGUACGGGGGCACCAUCACCAAUUACGUCUACAGCAACAUCAUCAUCAUUUACCAGUACGGGGACAUCAUUGAUUACGUCGGGGACAUCAUCAAUUACGUCCGGGACAUCAUCCGUAUCAGCCCCGGCUCCAUCACCUACGGCAUUAUCGGGGUUAUCUCCAGAGCCCUGAGCUCCGACAACAUCCAGCUGGCCCUACAUAUUCGCAUGAGCCUCAACCGCGAGGCGAAAUGUCGCAAAGCAGAGAGCCAGCAGAUCAAGCUGGAGAACGAGGAAAUGGACGGCCCUUGGGAGCAGGUGGAUGUUCGGGCCCUGCUACGGGACUCGGGAUCAUCGGCGGCGACCUCCACGUCGACGCCGGCACGGCCUACACUACAACGGAUGCAGCCGCAGGGGCGACUGAUCGCUCAUCAGGACGCGAGGGGCCACAUCUUCUACACGAUCGAGGGCUCGGAGCAGGACAACAGCACGAAGCGGAUGACGGACACCUUCCUGCAGGAGCAUCUACCGAACUGGGAGAUGUGGUCCAGCAAGCUUCUCCAGCAGUGGACGCAGUGCCGUCGCUGGGGACGAAUCAUCCAGAAGGUCUUCAUCAAGACGAUCGAUCGUGUGAACUGGAAGCUGGACAGCCUCGGACUACCUGUGCAGUUGCUACCCGAGAGGUACCCGACCUGGCCGGCAGACAUCGAGCAUCGUGCGAAGAUCGAGCCGCGCCAGCCGUGCACGGAGCCGAAGCAGCGCCCCCUGUCCCAGAAGUCAGCAGCCUCCGCAGCCGCGCGCGAGCAGAAUCAAGAGCUGCGAGCCACCAUCGAGACCGCAAAGUUAGAUUUCUUGACCAAGUUUGCGGAGGUGGAUGCGUUUGCAGCGCUGAGCUCGGAGCAGAUCCACGAGCAGCUCAGCAUGGUUACAUUGGUCAAUCACCUCAAGCCGCUGUGCAAGAUGUGGGGACUGACCCAGACUGGCAAGAAGGAGGAGGUGAUCGACAAGAUCAUCGCGUACAUCAUCGAGCAGCGCGGCACGGCGGCAGCGACUAUCCAGAUCAAGAAGGAGACGGAGACCAAGAAGAUGGAGACGACGGCAAUGCCCGUGGGCCCGGCGAUCUCAGCUCACUACACUCAGAUGUGCCAGCAUCCGGACUGCAAGCUACGCCGAUGCAUCGCCAAGAACGAGCCGAUCGUGAAGAUGAGGCUCUACGGUUGGUGCCACCAGGCGUGUGCGGUCAGGACGAAGGCCUGA
Messenger RNA from Prorocentrum cordatum, 2909 nucleotides. Lineage: Eukaryota; Dinophyceae; Prorocentrales; Prorocentraceae. The record is from the annotation of a GenBank genome assembly.